This is a messenger RNA of Drosophila navojoa, 348 nucleotides long. RefSeq lists its product as uncharacterized. Gene Ontology annotation, biological process: epithelial cilium movement involved in extracellular fluid movement; inner dynein arm assembly; determination of left/right symmetry. NCBI's taxonomy places the organism in Eukaryota, Metazoa, Arthropoda, Insecta, Diptera, Drosophilidae. Gene Ontology annotation, cellular component: outer dynein arm. The record is from RefSeq and is a predicted model, not a curated record.
CUUCGAUUAGCUAUCGCAUUUUGUAUUUGUAAAUAUUUUGACAUUUACUCAGCCAGAUGUCUGAUUCCCUAGACAUAACACCCGAGGAGCUGCAUCGCCUGGCGGACGACUGUCUUGAGCUUUUGCGCAAGGAGGAGCUCCACAAUUUGCGCAACGAUGCUAAGCUGAGGGCAGUAACAAACACCGAGACCUACGAAGAGUUCAAAGAUAUUGUUGAUGCAGCGCAUCUGCGCCCCAUCAGCAAGCAAGAUAAGGCCAAUGUCAAGACCAAGAGCCGCCUCUGGAACUCAGCGGCUCGUGAGCAGUAGGCCUAAACUGUUGCUAAUAAAGCAUUAAUUCUAAACCGAU